AUGGGAAGCAAUAUAGAGGAGAGCAUUCUUGCACUAUGCAGGCAGCAUCCAGAGGGCCUCCCAGAAGCUGUCCUGGAGCAGUACAUUCCAGCUACUCAGAGGACUACAGCAAUGAACAACCUGCUUGCCAAGCACCGCCUCAGAAUCCUGCAGCAUCCCAGGGACAAUUCACUGGUCUACCAGGAAGUGAUACAGGAGGAGGCAGCCAAAUUGAAGGGCUUAUCAGCCGAGGACCUACUGGUGUAUCAGCACAUUGCGCAAGCAGGAGAUACAGGCAUCUGGACAAAGGACCUGAAGAACAGGACGAAUCUGCAGCAGCCGCAGAUCACAAAGAUCCUGAAGAACCUGGAUCAGCGCAGCCUGGUGAAGAGCGUGAAGAGUGUCAUCAAUCCCAGCCGGAAGGUCUACAUACUCUUUGAGCUGGAGCCUGCACGCGAGCUCACUGGUGGAGCCUGGUACACGGGCCAGGACUUUGAUGCUGAGUUCAUUCAGGUGCUGCAGCAGGCCUGCCAUAAGUAUAUCGAGAAUGAGGGUGUUGCCACGCUGGAGGAAGUCGCAGACUUCGUUCGCACAAAGGGAUUCUCCAGAGUGGAGUUGAGGGACGCGGAUGUGCUGUGCAUUCUGCGCACACUGGAGUUUGACGGGCUGGUUGAGAGCUCCUUGUCAGAUGAUGGGGAGGUGUACCGGCCGGCCAGACAUGUUGUGCCAAAGACUUCACCCUUCACAUCAAUGCCAUGUGGCGUCUGCCCUGUUAUCAAUGAAUGCUCGGAUGGCGGGGUAAUAUCUCCUUCCACGUGCACGUACUACCAAACAUGGCUGGACUUCUAG
This is a messenger RNA of Coccomyxa subellipsoidea C-169, 828 nucleotides long. Its product is annotated as RNA polymerase Rpc34. The record is from RefSeq and is a predicted model, not a curated record. The coding region runs from base 1 to 828 and encodes 275 amino acids. Gene Ontology annotation, cellular component: RNA polymerase III complex. The transcript has 7 exons. Lineage: Eukaryota; Viridiplantae; Chlorophyta; Trebouxiophyceae; Coccomyxaceae. Gene Ontology annotation, biological process: transcription by RNA polymerase III.